Molecule: messenger RNA, 2014 nt
Organism: Anneissia japonica
Lineage: Eukaryota; Metazoa; Echinodermata; Crinoidea; Comatulida; Comatulidae
Product: 39S ribosomal protein L51, mitochondrial-like
Exons: 2
Coding region: 198-617 (139 amino acids)
Biological process (GO): translation
Cellular component (GO): mitochondrial large ribosomal subunit
Molecular function (GO): structural constituent of ribosome
Source: RefSeq, a predicted model, not a curated record
AUCAGCACUCAAAUUCGCCUUACCUUUACUGUAUUUAGUUGCAACGACUAAAAAAUCUUAUUUCAUUUUUCCAUCUCAAUUUUAUGUUAUAUACUACUAUUUUAAAAUUCAUUUUUCAACCCUGUAUGUAUAAAAUUGUUUGUUUACGUUUUAGUUUUUGACCUUUACAAACAAAAACUGAGCGUGACCCAAAAAACAUGGCGGUGCUCUUCCAAAACAUUUUCCGACGUUUUCCACGUGUGUGUUACAAUCAAUUUUCUACCGCAUCAGUUUACUGUAAUGAGAGGCCAUCAACAGAAUCAUUGAUCAAAUGGGAUCGUCUGCCUGUACCAAAGAAUACAAAGAAAGAUAGGUGGGAUGAGAAACAUUCACUUUUUGGUGAAAAUGAUUGUAAAGAUGUUCUAGGAGAUGGAUCAUACCAAUUAAAGAGAAACAUCAAGGUUGGACCAUUUUGGCUGCGUGGUUGGCGUGGCAAUGAGAUGCAGAGAUUGAUCAGGAAAAGGAAGGCAAUUGGACCUACUUUGGGACCUAAAGCCCAUGAAGAUAUCCGCAAGAGGAUAAAGUAUUUGUACAAACGAUUCAAUAAAUAUGCAAGGAAAGGCCAGAUGUGGGAUUGAUUUUGAUGUUGUGAACAGAGAAAGGUUCUGAUGCUAUUGAUCUUCUGGACAAGAGUCCCAAGUCUCACGAGUCGCAGGAGACUCCCGGAAAUCAGGACGACCUCCGACUUUCCAGAAAACAAGCAAGAUUCUCCCAGAAAAUAACUCAUCUCUUACAAAUUCACAAUAUCUGCAUGUCUCUUGGACAUCAUUGCCAUUGGUUAUGACCAUGCACAGCAAAAUAGAAUUAUUAAGAUGUGUUUAAAGAAAACUCAUUUGAACAGAUGUCACAGAAGUGGCUUGUUCAAACUUGUGACCCCUGCCUAGAUUUACUAUCGCCAGUGCCAUAACCAAGGAUCUAUUCCGCCACCAUCUUUUUAACGGCAAUAUCAAGAAUAUGAUUUCUAAAUUAAAAAACAAUUAAAAAAAAAUCAAUAAAAAAAAAAAAGUAAUCUGGAAUCUGGUGGUGCUGUUAUUACAAGUAUUAUGUCAAUUGUCAUUCAUAAUCAUAUUGAACAACACCACUUUGGGAAUAUCAUCAUCGAGAAUGAAUAUCAUCAAGAAUAUGCCACAGUCAUUUUGAUCAGAAAUCUCUUUUAUUAUCAGUCACAGAUCUCCCAAGUUCCUAGAUUUUGAAGGAGUAUCCCAAAAAAUAUAAUGUUCAUUGUGAAAAGUAUGAAAUACUGUACCUUCCAAGAGUUUAUAUUCCAAAACUAAACAACAUUUUCUUCUUUCAAAUAUUAGAUUACAGUACUUACAUACAGUAGAACCCCUAUUAAGAGGAUACCUUUGGGACCAAGAAAGGUGUCCCCUUAAUAGGGGUGUCCCCUAUAGUGGUACCCCUAUUCAGGGGACAUAAACCAAAAACAUGAAAUUGUCCCCUUAUUAAUUCAUGUCACUUUGUCAUGAAUUGAAAUAACCUGCUUUAAAUAGGCAUCAUAUCUUUGAUACUGUAAUACUACCAAGUGGCCCAGUACUGCUAGUUGCCUAGUAACAGUGAAUCUGUGAGAAACGUGUUUUGUUUCAUUGUCUUUUACCACACACACAUAAAAUAUAAAUUAAUCAACGAUAAAUAUUACAAUUGAAAUUACAUUUUAUAAAACAUAAAUUUCAGACCUCGAAUCAAUCCAAAGGAAGGCAUUGGGUAUCGUGUCACCUGGCACUCCGUAUGAAACAGCCCUUAACGUGCAUACUAUUCCAACACUCGCUGAUUGUGGCCUCUCACUUUGUAAGAACUACCUUAGAAAAUUAAAUUCGCCUUCCCAUAGAUUGCAUUCCCUUCCACCGUACCCCUUAAAAACUACAAUGUUAGAAACAAUCGUGAAUUUGUUCUUCCUAAAGUAAUCACAGAACGUUUUAUUACUAUACAGGGAGUUUUUCAAAGAUGGUAGGCCUAAAAAGUAUUGUAUUGUUAACCU